AUGGAAACACAUCUGCAUUUCAGUCUCAAUGGUGAUGUCAGAACUUUUAACGUAUUUCAGUCGGUCGUAAGUAGAGAUUUGGAUGAAAAUCAAAGAGCUACGCGUGCUAAUUUUAUUCAAAAAUUAAUUAAUAAAAAGAAACAUUUAGAAGGAAGAUUGAAACUAAUCGGAGGUGCUAACAAAUACGAAGGUAAUAUCUAUAUAUACCACGCUGGGCGUUGGGGCGCAAUAUGCGAUGACUCCUGGGAUGAAGCUGCAGCUCAAGUUGCUUGCAGAACAUUUAACAGGACCGGUGUUGCCACACAUGGUGGUCAAUUUGGAGAAGCUACAGAAAAGUUUUGGAUGGAUGAUGUAGUCUGUGAAGGGAACGAGCCAUCGCUAUUGCAAUGUAUUUUUAGUGGAUGGGGCUCAUCUGAUUGUGAGAGGAGUGAAGUAGCUGGUGUUAUUUGUAGAGAAAAAAUAGAAGAAAGUCCUCUUCCUCUGAAACAACCAAAGAGAAUGAAAACUAAAACGUUCUUACACCAAGUGUUAGACGUGCGUGGAACUAGUUUGCGGCUAGUUGGUGGGCGAAAUUCUAAUGAAGGCCGAGUUGAGAUUUACCACAAAGGAAUUUGGGGCAGUAUUUGUCCUGACGGCUGGACUAUAUACGAAGCUGCAGUUGUAUGUAAACAUUUAGCUCUAGGCUACGCUGAACAAGCACUCCAAACUGAUUACUUUGGAUCUUCUCGGAUCGUACUGAGCGGAUUGCAGUGCGAGGGGAACGAAACCAAUUUAUUUAUGUGCAAACACGGCGAGUUUGGUAACGUGUUUUGUCCUGGAGAAAAGGGAUACGUAGCCGGAGCUGUUUGCACACGAUACUUACCAGACUUACUUCUCGACACCACAGUUAUAGAACGAACCGCUCAUUUACACGACGUUCCUAUGUUCCAACUACAAUGUGCUAUGGAAGAAAACUGUCUCAGUAAAUCAGCAUAUGAGAUUCAGCAGACCAACUCAAAUUGGCAAUUCGAAACUCGUCGUUUGCUUCGCUUCACUGCGUCUUCGUUGAACAUUGGCAAUGCGGAGUUCAGGCCAUACCUACCCAAGCAUCUAUGGCAAUGGCAUCUUUGUCAUAUGCACUAUCACAGCAUGGAAGUGUUUGCAACUUUUGACAUUUUGCAUGCAGCUGGAAACAGAAUAGCUGAAGGGCACAAAGCUUCAUUUUGCUUAGAGGAUAACACAUGCUUACCAGGUGUUGAACAAAAAUAUUCCUGCAAAAAUUAUGGAGACCAAGGCGUAUCAAUCAAUUGUUCAGACAUUUAUCAUUACAAUAUUGAUUGUCAAUGGGUUGACGUCACAGAUGUUGUACCAGGAUAUUAUACGUUUAAGGUAGCGGUCAAUCCCCACGCAAGAGUUGCAGAACAGCAGUAUCAUAACAAUGUCGCAUCUUGUAUGUUAACGCUUAGUGAUACUUACGCUGCAGUCCAUGGUUGCAAACUUGAGAGACCGUAG
Parnassius apollo (apollo) is the source of this 1491-nucleotide messenger RNA. Lineage: Eukaryota; Metazoa; Arthropoda; Insecta; Lepidoptera; Papilionidae. The record is from the annotation of a GenBank genome assembly.